Messenger RNA from Nanorana parkeri, 750 nucleotides. RefSeq names its product putative ferric-chelate reductase 1. Lineage: Eukaryota; Metazoa; Chordata; Amphibia; Anura; Dicroglossidae. The coding region runs from base 1 to 750 and encodes 249 amino acids. The record is from RefSeq and is a predicted model, not a curated record. Gene Ontology annotation, molecular function: oxidoreductase activity, acting on metal ions. The transcript has 6 exons.
AUGACAGCCCGCCGUGACAUCAUCGCUCAUGCUCGUGACGUCCCCACACACGUGUACGAUGACAUCAUCGCGCAUGCGCGGUCAUCUUGUUGCCGCCUGCCUGUGGCCAUCUUGGUGAUGGACGCCAAUUCCAUGCAGAUGGAUAUUUCCGCUUCAGCUCACAGUAUCAUCAUCCUGCUUAUCUUGUGUCUUUAUGGCUCCAUUAAUGCCUAUCCAGAUGGACAAGUUCAGGAGUCCUGCUCUUCAAUGGUUCCUAAUCAUGGAGCCUCUGCUCAGACCUCCAAUGCCCCCUACAGUUUGACUGUUUCUAAAACCACUUACAGUGCUGGAGAGCAAAUCUCAGUGACUCUGAGUGGAAAUUCAAAAUUUGAAGGAUUCCUAAUUCAAGCCCGCUCAGGCAGCUUAGAAACCCCCUUGGGCUCCUUUCAGCUCAUAGACAGCAGUGCACAGACCCUCACAUGUUCUACAGCUGCAAGUGCAGUGAGUCAAACAUCUAAAGCCUCAAAAUCAAAUGUGCAGGUGAAAUGGUUGGCCCCAUCAAGCGGCAACUCAGACAUAAAAAUAAGGGCGACUGUGGUGCAGUCAGAGAAGGUCUUCUGGACUAAUGUUGCAAGCUGCACGAUCACCUACAACUCAACAUCCGCAAGUGUAUCUGGAACAAGUUGCACUAAUACUGCAAAUCCUUCUUUCAGAAUAUCUGCUUCUUUCCAAUUUGUGAUGAUCCUGAUUGUGGCAAUUAUGUCGCUCUGA